Messenger RNA from Dermochelys coriacea (leatherback sea turtle), 4050 nucleotides. Its product is annotated as endoplasmic reticulum aminopeptidase 2-like. Gene Ontology annotation, cellular component: cytoplasm. NCBI's taxonomy places the organism in Eukaryota, Metazoa, Chordata, Testudines, Dermochelyidae. The record is from RefSeq and is a predicted model, not a curated record. Gene Ontology annotation, molecular function: peptide binding; metalloaminopeptidase activity; zinc ion binding. The transcript has 20 exons. Bases 891 to 3737 code for a protein of 948 amino acids. Gene Ontology annotation, biological process: proteolysis; peptide catabolic process.
ACUGGGGAGUUAAUUUUGGUUGCAGGAUAGUUGCUUUAUUUUCAAGUCAGUCAUUAUGGGCUACUGAUUUCUUGAAAUAAAAGUUCUUACUGACAAUAACACUUGUUAAUAGACAAAAAAGAAAAAAACACUUGCUUGUGACAUGUGAAAACCAGCUUCCCAGAUCAAAUGGUUCCUAUUAUCUGGAUUAGUUUUCCACAGAGACUGGAAAGCUCCUUGGAAAUAAAUGGAAACAGUAAAUCAAUUAUUACUGAAGGCUGGUUUUGAUUUUUCUAUCAUAAGCCUCUGACCUGUGGCUGCUAUCAGUAUAGGCUUUAUUAUGGACUCACUCUGGUAUUAUAAUUUUCUGUCCCACUCAAAGAGUUGGGGCACGAUUGGUCAUUGUGAAGGAUUCUGUGCUAUUAAAUCUCAUAGGUAGUAGGAUGGGCGCACACAGCUUGCUUUAACUAGUGGGAUAAAUUAUUGUCAUGAGCUGUAUCUGGUGAACAUACUCUGGAAACCCCCUGGAGGCUGCCUCCAAGUGAAAACAAAAGUGAAAAUAAAGGCAGCACAAUUCAAGGCUGCAGAAGCAAAGGGGAAAUAGUGAUAUACAGCCGUCUCCAUGUGUUUGCUUUAAAAAAAAAAAUCUAAAGCUGUUUUUGCAGAAAAGAUGUCGUGAUGAGACAGGAACAUGCCAUGGAUCAUGUCUGCUAACCUUCUGGGCCCACUGUGAGGUAUAGAUUUUUAGGAAAGCUGACAAUGAAGCAAGUAACAAGGAUGAGAAUUCAUUAAUGGAAAACUAAAUUACUGCCAGUGCAUGAUGCAUUCUAAGCAAACGAUAUUUUCAAGACCUGGAAGUUUUAGCCAGAAGAAGCUACAGUUUUUUCUUUUGUUCUAGAGAGGAUCUUUCGAUGUAUGCCUUUGCAAUGGCUAGUCUCUGUAGAAUAUGUUCAUUGGUAGUAGUGCUGCAGCUAUUACACAUUUAUUCUCUGGGAAUUUAUGGAUUUAAACAUCAAACAGGUAAAGACAAUGUAACUUCCCCUACCAAUGGCAAGCCAUUUCCUUGGAAUAAGAUGAGGCUUCCUGAUAUGAUAAUCCCAAUCCAAUAUGACCUCUGUGUUCACCCUAAUCUUACUACUGUGCAUUUUACUGGAGUGGAGAGGAUAGAGAUCUUUGUGAGAGAGAAUACUAGAUUUAUCAUCUUGCACAGCAAAGGCCUUGAAAUCACCAGUGCAGUUCUUCUGCCCAAAGAUGACUUCGGGUCCAGAAAACCAGGAAAACAGCUUCAAGUUUUAGAACAUCCUACAUAUGAGCAAAUUGCCCUGCAGGCUCCUGAAGUAUUAACAGCUGGCCAGCGGUACCUGGUUGUCAUAGAGUUUCAUGCAAGACUGGCGGAUGGCUUUGAUGGAUUUUACAAAAGUACUUACAAAACUCGUGAUGGGGAAACAAGGAUAAUAGCUACUACAGAUUUUGAGCCUACCUCAGCACGAAUGGCUUUUCCAUGCUUCGAUGAACCAUCUUUCAAAGCCAACUUUGCAAUCACGAUAAGGAGAGAAAGAAAACACAUUGCAUUAUCCAACAUGCCAAAGAUUAAAACAAUUGAACUCGAAGGAGGCCUGUUGGAAGAUCAUUUUGAAGUGACUGUAAAAAUGAGCACUUACCUUGUAGCCUACAUAGUUUGUGAUUUUAAGUCUGUGCAGGCCACAACAUCAUCAGGAAUCAAGGUAUCCAUCUACGCAUCACCUGACAAAUGGAGCCAGACACAUUAUGCCUUAGAAACAGCAGUGAAACUACUGAAAUUUUAUGAGAAGUACUUUGAUAUUAGCUUUCCUUUACCAAAACUGGAUCUUGUUGCUAUCCCUGAUUUCCAGUCAGGAGCCAUGGAAAACUGGGGUCUCAUCACAUAUAGAGAGACUUCACUGCUCUAUGAUCCCAAGACCUCCUCAGCAUUCGACAAACUGUGGGUCACAAAGGUGAUAGGCCAUGAGUUAGCACAUCAGUGGUUUGGCAAUCUGGUUACUAUGGAAUGGUGGAAUGACAUUUGGCUAAAUGAAGGUUUUGCCACAUUCAUGGAGUUGGUUUCUGUUAGUGCUACGUACUCAGAGCUGCAGAUUGAGGAUUACUUUCUGAAUGUAUGUUUUGGUGCAAUUGCAAGGGAUUCAUUAAAUUCAUCUCAUCCGAUCUCCAACCCAGCAGAAACUCCUACUCAAAUAAAGGAAAUGUUUGAUACUGUGUCCUAUGACAAGGGAGCUUGUAUUUUGAAGAUGCUCCAAGAUUUCCUAUCUGAGGUAGUGUUCCAGAAAGGAAUAAUUCACUACUUGAAGAAGUACAGCUAUAGGAAUGCAAAGAAUGAUGACUUGUGGAACAGCAUGGCCAAUACCUGCUCUGAAAGUGACUUCUCUUCUGGCAACUUUUGCUAUAUAGCUUCCAGGCCCCUUAGCAGCACAUUCAGUCAUAUGGGGAAACUUACAGAGAUUGAAGAGAUGAUGAACACUUGGACGCUUCAGAAAGGGAUCCCACUGGUUCUUGUUAAAUGCAAAGGGAACACCUUAAGAUUGCGACAGGAGCGCUUCCUUAAGGGUGUUUUUGAAGAAGAUCCUGAAUGGGCUAACCUGCAGUCAAGGUAUUUUUGGCAUAUCCCACUCACAUACAUCACCAGCAGCUCCAACACUGUUCACAGACACAUAUUCAAAACUAAAACAGACACACUAGAACUGGAGGGAGAGGUCGCCUGGGUGAAAUUCAAUGUGGACAUGAAUGGCUAUUACAUUGUGCACUAUGAAGGGAAUGGCUGGGACAACAUCAUUAAACUGUUGGAUCAGAACCACACCCUUUUCAGCCACAAGGACCGAGUGAACUUGAUCCACAAUGCAUUUCAACUGGUCAGUGCAGGAAGGUUAUCGCUGGACACAGCCCUUGAUCUGACGCGAUAUCUCCGACAUGAAUCCAGUAACAUAGUACUUCUGCAAGGCCUGGGCUACUUGGAAAUGUUCUACCACAUGAUGGAGAGAAGAAAUAUUUCUGAUGUCACAGAAAACCUUAAGCUGUACAUCCUGCAGCAUUUUAAGCCAGUGAUUGACAAGCAGACAUGGAGUGAUGAGGGCUCAGUCUCUGACAGAAUGCUUCGUUCUGAUCUCCUCAAGCUUGCGUGUGAGCUACAAUAUCCUCCCUGUAUCCAGAAGGCAAAUGAGCUUUUCAGCAAGUGGAUGGGAUCUGGUGGGACAUUAAACCUUCCAGCAGAUGUUCUGAAGACGGUCUACUCAGUUGGAGCACAGACAAUAGCAGGGUGGAAUUAUCUACUGAAGCUGUAUAGUCUCUCAAUGUCAGGUGCAGAAAAGAACAAAAUCCUCUAUGCUUUAACAACCAGCAGGCACUGUGAAAAACUGACAAAGUUAAUUGAGCUGGGCAUGGAAGGUGAGGUUAUCAAGACUCAGGAUCUAGCAGCUCUUCUUCAUGCUAUUGCCAGAAAUCCAGAGGGACAGGGGCUUGCUUGGAAUUUUGUCAGAAAAAACUGGAACAGACUUCUUAAAAAGUUUGAAUUAGCCUCUUUUUCUAUAAGAACUAUUAUUGUUGGCUCUACAUCUCACUUUUCCUCCAAAGACAAGCUAGAAGAGGUGAAACACUUCUUUAAGUCUCUGGAGGACCAAGGAUCACAGCUAAAAAUCACUGAAGUUGUGCUGGAAACCAUAACAAAAAAUAUUAGAUGGCUGAAAAGAAAUCUCAACAGUCUAAGGAACUGGCUGCUAAAUAAUCUUUGAACCACACUCCAAAGCAGAGAGAAUUUCAGUUUGAUUAACUUUCCCUUUUACUCCGCACUGUGGUGGUGCACGUUUGAAUGUAGGAGUCGAAAUGCAUAUUUGGGGAGUUUGCCGUCCAUCGCACAAUAUAGCUAUGUUGACAAUCUCAAAUAUGUCCAGAAAGCUUUUCACUGAUCCAGAACUGGCUAAGUAAAGAGGAUCUAUUGUGAAGCCUGUGAACUGUUUCAAUAAUUUGUCACAAUGUAAUACUGUAAAUACUUGUCUGAUGAUAGGUAUAUGGGUACAAAGGUAGAGUACAUAAUUUUUCCAUGCC